This is a messenger RNA of Pundamilia nyererei, 3373 nucleotides long. It is a transcript of the gene samd1a, whose product is annotated as sterile alpha motif domain containing 1a. The coding region runs from base 403 to 1656 and encodes 417 amino acids. Gene Ontology annotation, biological process: negative regulation of DNA-templated transcription. Gene Ontology annotation, molecular function: histone binding; chromatin binding; DNA binding. The record is from RefSeq and is a predicted model, not a curated record. NCBI's taxonomy places the organism in Eukaryota, Metazoa, Chordata, Actinopteri, Cichliformes, Cichlidae. Gene Ontology annotation, cellular component: nucleus. The transcript has 7 exons.
AAGAAUUAUUUCCGUGACAGGAUGUUUACUCUAAUCAAGGGUUGAACGAUAAUACUAAUAAUAAUAGUUGUUGCCAGUUUGUGUUAAUCUUAAACAAUAAACAAAAAGCUACCUUUCCGACCAACUGGACCACACUUAAUACCGAGUGCGGGCGCUCGUUCCCGUUCAGGACUGCAUAUUCCACCUUAAAAACGCCUCUCGAGUAAAACUUUUCGCUCUAACUCCCUCGUUCCACCUUAAGCGCAAACGCAAACGCAGGAGGCGUACAGCGAGGUUUCCGCUUCUCAGUAGGGCUCGGACCGCGGCUCACGAAAAUCACCGUGUGUAACGCACAAGGUUGACGCACUGAGGCACGAAAAAAAAAACGGGGAAAAAAGAGAGCAAAGCAAGCGAGCAGAAAAGAUGUCUGAAUCCAAGUACCGCGAGUGGAUUCUGGACACUAUCGACUCGCUGCGGUCUCGAAAAGCCCGGCCGGACUUGGAGAGGAUUUGCCGAAUGGUCCGGAGACGACACGGGUCCGAGCCCGACCGAACCUGCGCAGAACUGGAAAAACUGAUCCAAGAACAGACCGUGCUGAAAGUUAACUACAAGGGCUCCAUUUCGUACCGAAACGCCGCCAAGGUUCAGCGGAGAAGCAGAAAAAAAGAAGAUGUGUCGUUAACAGCGGCUGCGAGAAGGAGCGCCGUGGAAGAAGCUAGUCACUCCGACUUGAGCAACGGGGACAGCGCUUUCGGUCCCGCUGACCAGGACGAGGAGGAUUUGGAGGCUGACACCUCUAUAGCUAUGGACACAGACAGCAAUGCAGACGAGGAGGGGGGCGAUGAGAGCCGGGAUGGGCAGGAAAGACCCUCACCCAGCCACACACAUGAAGAUGCCACUGUGCACUGUGCCCCCGUGCGAGCUGUCUCUGCUCCCUGCUCUCCCUCUGGCGCUAGGCCCGGCCCCGGGUGCAGCCCUGGCUCCGCUCUGGACUGUGCCUCUUUCCAGAAGGCUGGUGAGAGGCCCAACUCCUUGCCCCCCUCCAGCCCCAGGGCCCUUGCACACAAUGACUGGGCUUAUGAUUCUGCCGUCUGCCCAGCAGAGCGCCAGCACCCAGGAAUGCAGAGAGACAAAGCAGUAUUCAUGAAGCCAGCGGCCCAGUCUGUAGCUCCUGCCCCCUGCGCUGUAAACAACGUAAAGAAAGAUGAUGGAAGCAAGGUGGAGGACAGAAGCGUCUCGUCUGACCAGUUGGUGCCAGACUCAGCAGCACGGCCGGAUGAGACCAGGAAUGCUUCUAAUGGGAGAUCACAAACACUGCCUUUGCUAUCUGACAACUGCACAUUUAAGAAGGCAGACACAUCAUCCUUAACAGCAACUGAUGACAAUCUUCUGAAUGGUGGUAAAGUGGAUGACGUGUCUGUGAAGAAGGAGAAGAUGAGCCAGAACUUGUUGCAGUGGACUGUGGCAGAUGUGGCCAGUUAUUUCUCAGCUGCAGGAUUUCCCGAGCAGGCUGUCGCUUUUCGAACACAGGAAAUUGAUGGGAAGUCUCUUCUUUUGAUGCAGCGUAGUGACGUAUUGACCGGGCUGUCCAUCCGACUCGGCCCUGCCCUCAAAAUCUACGAGCGCCAUGUAAAAGUGCUGCAGAGGACCCAUUUCCUGGAAUGCGAAGACCUUUGAAGUGGCGAUUGACAUGGCAGACUGCUGCAUUGACUCAAACUUCCAUUUAGCGCCCCCUCUCACUACUGCCCACUUUCAUAUACAGUAUGUGUAGAGGGUGUGUGGUGGAGGGUUUCGGUGGAAUUGACUUUCACUGUGAGAAUGACCAGAAACUGAAACACAGUCGUCCUACCUCUCAUUACGGUCUUUAGUUUUCAGAUGGUUUUCAUUUCACUCAUUGCAACCCCGUUAUGGAGGGAAGAGACCGCUGCAUUCCGAGUGUUUUAAAGCGGUGCAGCAGCAACCUUUCUGCAGAGUAAAACACUGGGAAAGUGAAAAGUUUAAGCCUUCCAACCAAGUGGACCACCUACACAGACAUGGCUGUGGACACAGUGCUGUCGCAGCUUUGGAUGUCCCCUCUGUGUCUGUUACCACACAUUCUGUUUACCCAGAAACUGUUAAUCACAGAAAACAAAGCACAGCAAUUGUGCAGUUUGCUUUUUUUCCCCCUUUAAUUUCUUUUUAUUUCAUGUGAUGAGUGCUGGAGAAGUCAGACUAUCCAAGUACCUGCAUUAUUAGGGCUGCCCUUUAUAUCUUGUUUUUCUUUGAAGCCUUGGUAAUCAGCAGUGAAUAGUUGACAAUUUUAUAACUAAAGCAUCAUCUGACAGGUGCUGUGCAGAGAGAAUGAACAGCAGGACAACAAUGGGAGCUAGAGCUCCAUUGCAAACCAGUACUUUUCAUAGUUUUUUUUUUUACUUGCUAAAUAGGUAUGAAAGUCACUAAUUAGCAGCAGUGAGGUGAACUAAAGCAUGACAAUCACUGCUGAGAGUCAGAUGCUGUGCACUCAAGCUCAGAUCUUAUGGGUUUGUGUUUUUUCCACAUUGAGAAAGAAAAAAGUUCCACCUACACGAUGAAUAAAUAUCCGAGUAUUUGGGUGCAGCCCUAAUCUGCAGAGUCUGAUUCCUAACCUAUCAUUGCCACCAGUAGCUGCUGUUUUGGAUUAUUUCUUCAGUACCUUUUAUAACACUGAGGCCCUUUUCAGACAUGGGAUAUGUGACAUUGGUGUCUAAGCGACUGCACUGUCAUUCAAACGUAAGCCACUUUCCUGUUAAUAUUCCUCUCGAUUUCAUUCAGACACACCCGCAGCAGUGAGGGAGGCCCGCGGCACACGUGCAUCGCAGAGGAAUGUUUUACUGCGAAUCAGGUCCGGAACAAAGUGUCAAUGUCUAUUUGUUAUUGCUCUUUAGGGCAUUCUCUAGUGCAUGUCUGAAAGGGGCUGGAGAUAUAACCAACACUUGAGCUGAUAUGCUACAACCUGAGGGUUUUUGUUUUUUUUUUUUGUUGGUUUUUUUUCUCCUUGUAUUGUCUUAAUUAAAAAUGACUGUGGUCCAACAAUACAGUUGCACUUUGGGGAACGAUUGCAAAUAGAUGUGACCAGAAUAUGUGCAACCUAAAGGAACUUGCUUUUACACAUACACAAAAUAAACCUGCAAGAAAUGUUGUUGUAAUACUGAAUAUAUUGUGAGACAUUCAACGGAGCUGCUCAGAAUCUGUUUACAAACAGAUAUCUCGAUGAAAUGCAAUAUUUUAUCUUCUCUUAUUCCUUUAUAAUUUUGUCUCGUCUCUCUUUGUGUUUUGAUCUAAGCCAGCCACUUGAAUUGUAACAUUCCACAUAAUGUAGUCUGCAUCUCCAGUGUAUUUCCCUCCACAUUUUAUCUGUAACACAACAGACACUUUU